CCACUUUCUUUGAAGAACCGCAAUGUCAUAAUUUCGUAUAGUUACAAAUUUUUUUUCUGUCAUUAGAGUGUAUUGGAUCUGAUUUCAAGGCCGUUGCUCGAUCUUCUUCGGGAAGUUUUGGACAGAAGAAAUGGAAAACAAUAAACUGGAUGAUCGGCCGGCGCUCACAGUUUGAACUGCAUUAAACCAAUUCGGCCCGACACAGAUUUCGAAUUCUGGGUUUUAAUUAACAGCUUCUUGAGCACGCACCUUUCUUCCCGACUUUUGUCCAAAGCGGCCGCCAGUUAGAUUUAAAACGCUUACAAAAGAACAUCGGAAAUAUUACUAGCUUACCAUGUUCAGAUCUUUGAUAAAUAGAUCUUUGAUCUACUUAUGUGUCAUAUUAAUAAACUUGAAUUUGGUUAUUUCUACGUUGCUUUUUACCACCAAUUCUGAGUAUGGGAUAUUCAUGGCCAUAUCGGUGCCCAUUGGCUUGCCACAUCGCAAUGUCUUUCUGUCUUACAAUUACGAGUUUAACUACUAUCAGCCGGAGCACGUGUACAAAUAUCCUCCGAUUUUGAUGGGUCAGGACUUUGAGGACAGCUAUCUGACAUAUCCCACGACGGGACGUGAGGCCAAAGGAGGAUACUGCCAUAAUUGCACAGAUUGGAGAAUAGAGGGAAAUAGCACAACCCCAAGUAAUUCGUCGACUAAAGCGGCAUCUCGUGAAAAACGUGCCUUAACUUUAAUGAGUCGCUCUGUUUUUUAUGCCAUGUUAAGGGAUAAAUUAAGAAGGUCUGGUUUUCCAGCUGAAGCCUGUUUACUGCGCCUUAUAUGCGAUACAAAUGCAUCUCAACUGGGCGAAGUUAAUGGAUUUUUGGGCAGUCUAGUUCACAUUAUAUUCAGUCCCAGCAGCUCCAAGGAAGAGCACCUGCCCCAUGAGUAUUACCAAGCCGAAUGGGAUGGUCGAAACCAUCAGGAGUGCUCCGCUUACUCCAAGACCUGCGACCAUGACAUAUUGGACCUGAUUUCUGUGCCACUAGAGAAGGCUCUUGGCGACAUUGUAAGCCGACGAAGAAGCAAAUAAACUUA
Molecule: messenger RNA, 1071 nt
Organism: Drosophila suzukii
Lineage: Eukaryota; Metazoa; Arthropoda; Insecta; Diptera; Drosophilidae
Source: RefSeq, a predicted model, not a curated record